AUGCACAGCUCACCAUUCAUGAACGUCCCCGCCGAGGUGCGCGGUCUCAUUUAUGAAUACUUGUUCGACGAUGCUGGCAACGACCGAUUAGAAAUCCGCAACAUCGAAUACCCGAUGCUGCCCAAGAGAGAGGACAGAGUUCGGACAAAGUAUCACCUGCUUGACCAUUCUAUAGUACGGCGGUGCUACCAGGCCACCUACCACCUCAAGACCAAGGACGCCUACUUUUGCGCAUCAUUGAUGCGCGUCAAUCGCAAGAUUUAUGAGGAAACUUCAUACAUCGUCUACUCGAGGCACUCUUUUGACUUUGGCGUCGAUAUCGAGGCGGUACAGCCCUUUUUCAGCGAUCUUACCCCGGGGAGCCGCCAACUCAUCCAGGAAGUCUCCCUUUGCAAACGCGGCCCGCUGCCCAUUUUUGAAAAUGAUCGGAGCGAGUGGCGGAAUCUAUGUCGGUACCUGGGCGAGUCCUGCGUGGUCAAGAAGCUGCGGCUCGUCGUGCAAGGCGGUCGGCCUAAUGUGGACUGGACAGGCCCCAAGGAGUUUUCGGCCCGUGACUUGCAGCUCCUGGCCGACCUCAAGCACGAGAGCCUCGACUGGGUGAGCGAGUUGGCGCAGGUGGAAAUCAAAGAAUUGGAAGUCUUGCCCGAUCUGCAUUACGCACCGCCGCCCACGACUUCCCACGGGCUCAUCUUUGCCGCCGUUUCGGCUAGCAUUGAGAAGGGUCUGACAGAGUUCUUGCGAUCGCAAUUACACCUUGCUCCGAGGGUGGGCUUCUGA
Molecule: messenger RNA, 777 nt
Organism: Pestalotiopsis fici W106-1
Lineage: Eukaryota; Fungi; Ascomycota; Sordariomycetes; Amphisphaeriales; Sporocadaceae
Exons: 1
Coding region: 1-777 (258 amino acids)
Source: RefSeq, a predicted model, not a curated record